UCCACCAAAUCAAUAUUAGUAAGCAAAAAAAUCGAACACUGGGUCAACUCCCCCCAUGUUUCAAACUUGACAACAAACAGAAAAGACAGCAAGUGCCACUUCGUCAAAUGCUUGAAUCAAAGUUCCUUAAAUCUCCUAUAAAUAGCCCCUCUUCUUACUCACUUCAAUAUCCUCAGCUUUCACUCAUUCCAAGUACUAACACUACAGCUGCAACUGCGAAUUAAGUUAAUUUAAUUAACUAACAAUGCCUUCUGCAGCUGUAACUAUGGUCUCCGAAUGCACAAUAUUUCCAUCCCAAAAAUCAUCUCUUCCUGAUCUUAAACUCUCUGUUUCCGAUCUACCAAUGCUGUCUGUUCACUACAUUCAGAAAGGUGCUCUCUUUACUGGUCCCCCUUUUCCUAUCACCCAACUCAUUUCCCUUCUCAAACUCACUCUUUCUCAAACCCUCACUCACUUCCCUCCCUUAGCCGGUCGAUUCGUGACAGACUCAGAUGGUUACGUCUACAUUUCUUGCAACGACGCUGGCGUUGAUUUUGUACAUGCGACUGCCACUCACAUUUACAUUCGCGACGUCAUAGGCUCCAUUGAUGUUCCUCAUCAUGUCAAAGAGUUCUUUCCGUUUAAUCAAAAAGUGAGCUAUCAAGGCCAUUUUAGCCCUCUUCUUGCCGUCCAAGUGACGGAAUUAGCUGACGGCGUCUUCAUUGGCUGCGCCGUCAACCAUUCCGUCACUGACGGGACUUCUUUUUGGAACUUCUUCAAUACAUUUGCUGAAGUGAGUAGAGGUGUGAAAAGGAUUUUAAGGCAGCCUGAUUUUACCCGUAAUUCAAUACUGAUCUCAAACGCUGUGCUAAAACUCCCUGCUGAUGGCCCGAAAGUUACUUUCAACAGCGACGCUCCAUUGAGGGAGAGGAUAUUUAGUUUCAAAAAGGAAUCAAUUCUAAGACUCAAAGCAAAGACGAACAACCAGAAAUUGAAUUUCGACGGAGAAAUUAGCAUUGUUGAAUUGAUGGCAAAACAGAGGAACGAUCCCCUGAAAUUUGAUAUGAAAGCAAAAACAGAGACGAUAGAUCCAACGGCUGAGAUUUCAUCAUUUCAAUCGCUUUGCGCUUUGCUCUGGCGUGCGGUGACACGGGCAAGGAAAUUCCCAUCUUCCAAAAUGACGACAUUUCGAAUGGCUGUAAAUUGCCGUCACCGUCUCCAACCGAAGCUAAAUCCGUUAUACUUUGGCAACGCAAUUCAGAGCAUUCCAACUUACGCGUCUGCAGGGGACGUUUUAUCUAAAGAUGUGCAUUGGUGCGCGGAGCAAUUGAACGAGAAUGUGAAGGCGCACGAUGAUGUUAUGGUGAGGAAGUUUGUAGAGGAUUGGGAGAAGGACCCACGGUGUUUUCCGUUGGGGAAUUUUGACGGAGCGAUGCUGACAAUGGGGAGCUCGCCGAGGUUUCCAAUGUAUGACAAUGAUUUCGGGUGGGGCAGACCAGUUGCAGUAAGGAGUGGGAGGGCGAAUAAGUUUGAUGGGAAGAUAUCAGCGUUUCCAGGGAGAGAAGGAGGAGGAAGCGUAGAUUUGGAGGUGGUUUUGUCACCUGAAACAAUGGAAGGUUUAGAGUCUGAUCCUGAAUUCAUGCAGUAUGUUACUGGGUAUUAAAUGUGGGGGUGAAAAAAGGAUGAGUACGUAUAAUGUACUCCUGUAUUAGCUGUUGUGGUUCGUGUUUUUCUUCUCUGCUUUGAGUGUUCUGAUUCAUUUUAUUUCAUUUAGUAUGUUCCACAGUAGUAUGAAAUUGUCAAAUUCUCUAGCUGAUUGAACGAA
Messenger RNA from Lycium barbarum (goji berry), 1804 nucleotides. RefSeq lists its product as uncharacterized. The coding region runs from base 245 to 1642 and encodes 465 amino acids. The record is from RefSeq and is a predicted model, not a curated record. Lineage: Eukaryota; Viridiplantae; Streptophyta; Magnoliopsida; Solanales; Solanaceae. The transcript has a single exon.